Mobula hypostoma (lesser devil ray) is the source of this 4279-nucleotide messenger RNA. RefSeq names its product HMG box domain containing 3 (gene hmgxb3). NCBI's taxonomy places the organism in Eukaryota, Metazoa, Chordata, Chondrichthyes, Myliobatiformes, Myliobatidae. The transcript is spliced from 22 exons. The record is from RefSeq and is a predicted model, not a curated record. The coding region runs from base 70 to 4203 and encodes 1377 amino acids.
UAGAUUCUCUGAGAUGUUGGCAGCAAGGAACUUGAAGCUGCUUACCUUUUUCUACUGCGGACCCCUAAGAUGAGGACUGGAAUGGAUGCCCCAUAUGAUGGAGCAGAGAUAACAUUAGUAACAGAAGAAAUUGAAGGCUGCUACAGCUACACAAAAAGCUUCCAGCCCAAAAAGAAAAAGAAAUGGAAAGAUCAAAGUGAUGAUGGAAGUAAAAAAGGCAAGAAGCCCAGGCCAGCUUAUUUGCUGUACUAUUAUGAUACUCACUUAAAAGUACAACAAGACUACCCUAAUUUGCCACGGUCUGAGAUAAAUAAGAAAAUCAGUGAAAGCUGGAGGCGUCUCAGUGUUGCCGAGAAGAGUAUUUAUCUUGAAAGAGCAAAGCUGGAAAAAGAAGGAAUAGAUCCGAAUGAUAAGCUACUAAGUGCGUCAACUGGUAUACCCCCUGCUGAUAUUCCAGGAUUCCGCAAAAUACUUCCUCGUUCUAACUAUAUUAUAAUUCCUACCUCUAAUUUAUCUGGUGAUGGGAGUGGUCAACAACUACCGCAGUCUCCCACACCAAGGGGAGAUGAAGGAAAUGCCACCUGGCAGACUAUUACCCAUGACUCUAUACAGAGUCUUUUUACAGUCAGUAGCACUCUUACAGACUCUUGCCAUGUUGACAGUACUGAGGAGAGCAUUGCAAUUGAUGGAAUUACAGAUGAAGCCACUGCGUUUGUUCACACAGAAACAAUGCAGGAGAUUGUUGCAUCGGAGAUGCUGUCACAGUUUUCUAACUCUGGAGAUGAUAAAGUGACAGGAGAACUUGCCACCAAUAAGACUUUGGAAUUAACUCAUCCCUAUGAUUCCCCUUGUGUUGUCAUUGAAGGAACACUGAUUAGUACAAGUGACAAUGUUUCAGAUAAUGUAACCGGCUGUAGUGACCAGGAGACAGCGGAGACAAAUCCUGUCAUAGCAGUAUUAUCAAAUGCAAGCAAGCCAGCUACAAGCCUUACUACUCAUAAUGCUGUUGAACAAACUAUUGGCAUUGCUACCAAACAGGAUUCAACAGAAAGUGUGACACCAUCAGCUACCCAGUUCUUAAUGUUGCCAUUGACAAGUAAGCAGUCAGCAGCUGUUCCAGCUAAAAAGCAGUCUAUCUUCGCCCAGAAGACAACGUAUACACGAAGGGGCCAUGGCAGUUGUCCAAAUCCAUCUUGCUUAUUUACCUACGUCACAAGGCACAAACCUCCACAGUGCCCAAAUUGUGGGAAGUGGCUAGGAGGGAAAUGGAUUCCAAAGGGUAAACAACCACAGGUGUUAAAUGUGCAUGUGGAAUGUAAUCAAGAGAAGCAGAGCAAGGAAUCUAUAGAUGUGACUGUAUGUACAAAGGACACAGCCCAGUCCAGUUUGGAAAGUUCACAGGCAGUAACUCAACUUCUAAACGUAGCUUCAGAAGAUCACAGAGAAGAGGAGCAACAGCUAAUACAAGCUAGUUGGCAGCAGACUGUACACGUUGAGCCAGGUGAUUCAGGGGCACCAGUACCGACUUUGCAGAAUGAAGACGGGCCCCUUCCAAUACGACUUUGUAAUUCAUUAGCUGCUGUCGACCAUAUAGUGGAAGUACACUCUGAAGAUGCCAUGAAAGACAUAGAGGCCCCAAAUCACCAAGCAUCAAAUAAAAGUAACACAGUCAUCAGUAAAUCCAAUGGAGUUAAGAUUGCAAGACCAGGAUCAAGUAUUUCUAGACAAGCUUUACAACUACGGCGAAGAACUAAAGCCAGAGGGCGAGCAAAAUCUACCUUGUUGACUGGUACUGCACGGUCACGACCUCCACGUAUUAUCUUGCCAGCAGCUCCAUCUAAUGCAGCUGCACAGUCGGGGGUCACCUAUAUUCGAGUGGUUACGGUCCCUGUCAGUCAAACGGAGACAGCAGAAUGUUCAGCAUCUUCUGCUAGUAAUGGAGUUACAGUUAGAAGUUCCUCUGCAAAGAGUUUGAUGAGUUCUGCACCCCCAUCAGGCCUGAAACCCAGCACCUUAAAACAACUGGGCCAUUCUGUAUUGCAUCCAAACUACACAGAUGGAGAAGAGCAGGCAAAAUUAAAAAUGUCUGCGGAGAGUGGAUCACCUCAAGCCAGUGCAGUUUCUGUCCGAACUGUAUGUAUGACUCUUCCUAAAACAAACAAAGCGAGUGCCUUUGAUCUGGGUUUGGCGACUUGCAGAGGUAAAGGACGAUGUAAAAAUCCCAAAUGUACAUAUGUCUAUAUGAAUAGGUACAAACCAGGAAUUUGUCCAAAGUGUGGCUAUGACUUUACAAGAGACAAACAAGAUAUAAAGCCAUCAAAACCUGUUAUAAGUAAUACCCUUUCCUUGGGUCUGCUGAAUCCAGAGGAAGGGCUAACUCAGGCCUCAAAGGACCUACAGCGUCAGACUACAUUACUUCUGCUCAGGAGAACAGUUCAAAUACCAGAGAAUGAAGCUGAACUUCAUGAAAUUUUCAGUUUAAUUCAGGAACUCAACAGUUCACGGUUGGUCUUGUCAGAGGUGAAUGAAACGAUAACACUUGAACAGAACUCAUGGCCUAAUUACUUUGAAUCUUCAGCCACCUUUUGUGGUCUCUGUGAUAGCCAGUUGUUCAAGGGUGGACACAAUUCAUUAGCUGGCCCUGAGGAAUGCUGGCUGCUAACAGAAAGCCAGUUCCAGGUGGUUAUUGUUCAGACAAAAAUCUGCAUGAAUCCUCACUGCCUUGCACUUCAUAAUUUCACUGACAUCAGCUCAGGUUUAUUUAACAUUGGAAACAAGCUUUUGGUCAGCUUGGACUUACUAUUUAAAAUAAGAAAUUGUAUAAAACAAGGAGAAGAUCCGAGAAAUGUGACCAAUCCCAUUUUGGACUCUGUUCAAAAGAUCACAGAGAAAACCUUGUCAGAGGAGCAGUUGAAUCAGCUUCAAGAACUUCUGUGGAAUGGGUAUUGGGCAUUUGAGUCCCUCACCAUUCGUGACUACAAUGACAUGAUAUGUGGGAUCUGUGGAAUAGCGCCAAAGCUAGAGGUAGCACAGAGAAAUUCUACAAAUGUUCUCUCACUAGAAAAUGUUGAGUUUACCUGGCCUGAUUUCCUUACCUCAGAUGAAGUGAACGUUGAAGAUUUUUGGUCUACAAUGGAGAACGAAGCUAUCGAACAAGCAGUGUUUCCAUCUAGUAUUCCAAUCACAAAAUUUGAUGCCUCCAUAAUCGCUCCAUUUAUUCCACCACUUCUGAGAGGACCUGUGGUGGUUAAUAGUGAGAAAGAUAAAAACUCUCAGUCACAGCCAGUUGUUGGAAAUCCAAGAGCAUUGAUAAGACUGUUGCAUGAUGAAGCUUUCAGACCUGAGGAGCUCAACUCCUACAAUGAAGCUGAACUGAGAAACUUGCUAAUGUCAUGUGACAUCCCAUUUCAUCCAAGUGACUCCAAGGAGGAAAUGUGUUCUUCACUGUUUGCUUUAUAUGCCUUUGUAUUGGAUGGAUCAGCUUCAAAGGAUCAACCUCCAUGCGAUGUGACAGGAGGAAAAGUCUAUAAGUUGUGCCUGCAUCAGGUGGUUUGUGGAUCAAAAUACCUCGUGAGAAGGGAAUCUGCACGUGAUCAUGUUGACCUGCUGGUUUCUUCACGCUACUGGCCACCUGUAUAUGUUGUUGACAUGGCUCCACAAGUCGCAUUAAAUGCAGAUGUGCGGUAUCCAGAAAUCACAGGGCAAAUGUGGGAAAAUAAGCAAGGCUGUUUCUCAGAUCCAUUGGAGCCUCCAAAGUAUGUUUCCUGUCCAGAGCUACUCGAUCAACAUUAUACCGUGGACAUGUCUCUGUCAGAAAAUAGCAUCCAGCAUCCUAUAACCAGGUCCAGUGUCCAUAGAAUUGUAUGCAAUGAUGCAGAUCAGAACACAGAGAAGAAUGUGAUGACAAGACAUCACUCUAUUGGCCUUUGCGAUGAACUUAAGCCAUAUAAUGACAUCCUCAAAACUAUUCCAAGCAGUAAAGUAAAUAAUAUUCGACAAAAAUCAAUUACUUUUGAAAAUGCAACUUACUACUAUUUAUACAAUCGCUUGGUUGACUUCCUCACCAGCAGAGACAUUGUAAACCAACAAAUUAGUGAAGUCUUGCAAAGUUGCCAGCCUGGAGAGGUGGUGAUUCGAGAUAGUUUGUACAGACUUGGAAUAGCACACCUUAACACAGAGAGUGAGACUGAAGAGCUGGCUUAACGUGUUUAUUGAAAAUAGUUAAGGCAAAUGAUUUGACAUGUAUUUAUUCGGUACUCUAUUUAAUUAAAAUAUUAUG